AUGGAUCGGACUAUUAAAGCUCUGAAACGGCCGAUUACUACAGUUCGGCAGGUGUGGAAGGACUACCAAGUUGGGCGGGCUAUACGCCACAGUAUAUUCGAAAGCGACCCUAAAGAGGAGGAAUGUGAAGAGAGGUGCGAUGAAGAAUGCCAGGUAGCCUGCAGGGAGGAGAACAAUGAGACGUGCAAGGAAGAGCACGAUGAAAAUCGCAAUGAAGAGCGCAAUGAAGUGGGCGAGGAAGAGUGCAGCGAUCCAAACGAGGACCAAUGCAAGGACAACGAGGUGUCUUCAUCUUCACAGCCCGCCACAUGUAGGACUGCUGAAGGAGAAGAAGAAGAACGAGCUGCCCAGGUUGCCGCACAACUCAAACUGAAGAGAAAAUGGAGAGCGAAUACAAAUGGAGAAUUUCUCUGGCGCUAUGAGCAGGUGGUGGAUGAGGAAAGCAACUGGAGAGGGACUUGGGUGUUAGAGGUGAAUGACCUAAACGCCAUGAAAUGGGGGAUAGAGGAAGUGCCCACAAUGAUUGGGAAUAGGAAGGGGAAAAAGUACGUGCGAAAGCCAACUCGUCAACUACCAUUCCCUGUUGGACAGGAAAGAGAAUUAUUGCCGUCUGAAGGAGGACAGGAUGACAGCAAAAUCAGAUAUUGUUGA
This is a messenger RNA of Trichoderma harzianum CBS 226.95, 651 nucleotides long. RefSeq lists its product as hypothetical. NCBI's taxonomy places the organism in Eukaryota, Fungi, Ascomycota, Sordariomycetes, Hypocreales, Hypocreaceae. Bases 1 to 651 code for a protein of 216 amino acids. The transcript has a single exon. The record is from RefSeq and is a predicted model, not a curated record.